This is a messenger RNA of Epinephelus fuscoguttatus (brown-marbled grouper), 5087 nucleotides long. It is a transcript of the gene kcnj16a, whose product is annotated as potassium inwardly rectifying channel subfamily J member 16. The coding region runs from base 452 to 1723 and encodes 423 amino acids. NCBI's taxonomy places the organism in Eukaryota, Metazoa, Chordata, Actinopteri, Perciformes, Serranidae. Gene Ontology annotation, cellular component: plasma membrane. The record is from RefSeq and is a predicted model, not a curated record. Gene Ontology annotation, biological process: potassium ion import across plasma membrane; regulation of monoatomic ion transmembrane transport. The transcript is spliced from 4 exons. Gene Ontology annotation, molecular function: inward rectifier potassium channel activity.
UGUGUUUAAUGUACAAUGAAAGUUUCCAGGUUCAUACUUUAUGUUUUUAGAAGCAAGACAACACUCACAGCCAAAAUGGACUCAAAGCAAAGAGCACAGCUUUCUUUGGUAGGAUUUAGUUUUUGGCAUUAGAGUUCAGUUGUAAAAUUUUAGAACAAACCUUGAAAAAAGCAUCAGAGCCUCGGUGCCCGUUUUCACAGUUCUUGGAGUUGAACACCUCGCAAAAUUUUUGCAGAGACAAGUGGGCUGGUUCAUUCCAGCAGGUGACUGCUGAGCUGCUGUUCAGCCCCUCGGAGAGCUUCUCACCUCAGGUACAGACACACCUGCGACUGGUUCAGCGCACAUCUUUACAAAAAGGCUCACAUUUCCUUCUUCAACUGUGAAAACACAUGCACAAAAUUAAUAAUCGGCAGCAGAAACACUGGACUGCAGACUGCAGAGACCCUGAAAGAUGCAGAAACAAUAUAAAUCAGUGAGCCCCUCCGAUGACAUCACUGUGAAGACUGAGAAUGGACCUCAACCAAAGAAACACCGCUACAUACGCAAAGAAGGCAGCUGUAACGUUGUGUUCCGCCAUGUUCCUGAGGAGUGGCUGCUGUUUGUGACCGACAUCUUCACCACCUUGGUGGAGAUCAGAUGGAGGGUGAUGUUCCUGAUCUUUGCCCUGUCUUACAUCCUGUCCUGGCUCUUCUUUGGCAUUCUCUUCUGGGUCAUUGCUCUCACUCAUGGUGAUGCCAGAAGGCCCUCAGAAGAACACUGCGUGUAUGAGGUGCGCAGCUUCACAGCUGCCUUUCUCUUCUCGCUUGAAACUCAAACGACCAUUGGCUAUGGUUUCAGAGGAAUGUCCGAGAACUGCAUGAUUGCCAUCAUCAUUGUCACCAUACAGGAUGUCAUCAGCUGCUUCAUCGACACGUUUGUCAUUGGAAUUGUUGUUGCCAAAAUGGCCUCUGCCAGGAAGAGGGCGCAGACGGUGGGCUUCAGCAACAGCGCUGUCAUCAAUCUACGCGAUGGUUACUUGACUCUGUCCUGGAGAGUUGGGGACUUUCGCAGACACCACCUGGUGGAAGGGACAGCUUGCGCUCAGAUCGUCCGCACUACGGUGCACGCCACAGGGAAAAGGGACGUGACAUACGAAGAUCUGGUCAUCCAGCAGAGGGACAUUAUCGUGGCCACACCUACCACCAUCUUCCACAGGAUCCAACCUGGCAGCCCGCUGUACAAGAUGAGUUUGGAGGAUCUGCGGAAGUCAGACUUUGAGUUGGUGGUGUCUUUCACCUACACGGACGACUCCACGGGUAUUCUGCAUCAGACCCGAACCUCGUACACUCCACCUGAAAUUCUCUGGGGCCACCUGUUCCAGGAGAUGAUCAGGGUCACCAGGAGGCACUACACGGUGGAUUAUACCUUGUUCAAUCACACUGCUAAGGUGCUGGUGCCUGUGGUCAGCGCUGAGGAGUACGAACGGCAGAAGCGCCUGCGGCCUUCUCCAAGACAUUCCCCUCGACAUUCACCCCGAUGUUCCCCACGACAUUCGCCUCGAUCCUCCCCACGCCCCUCUCCAAAACAGCAGCAAAACCAUCAAGAAAAACUUCUGACACCUCCGACAGUAACUGUGGAGAUGGUGAAUAACAGUUGCCCUGAACCAACGGUUUCAACGUCAGCAGAAAAUCAACAUCAAGACACGUUGACUUUGCCAAAUGACCUGACAAAUACAGAAAUAUAAAAGCAGAGCCGUGAUUUAUUCAUUAAGACGUUGUGCUGAUUGUCCGUUCCUUCAAGGAAGCCGCUGCUACAGAGGAAUACUGAGGAUGCUACUGGAUCUCAUUCACUCUGAGAAUGUUAAGAGUCCUGGCUUCUGUUUUUUAACAUGCCAUUUUUUUGCAAACACAGAUCUGUGUUUUGAGUAUCAAAGACUUUACCCUUGUAGGCUUGAAAGAUGGCGCCCAUUUCAAUGAGAGCUGCUCAUCCAGCACUACAUGAAGGCUACUGAAGGAUCCUUAUCUGUGGGUUUCAAAUCAGAACAGGCUUUACACUACUUAAAGGCAGCCAGCAAGAGUACACCCAGAAAGUACUGAUGACUUAUGCUGCCUCCAUCGAUCAUGUGACCAUCACCUUGCAGAUGGUAACAGUCCCUUGAGUAUCCCCAAAGACUACUUCAAAAAGCCCCACCUACUCAUCCUAAAGACCAAACCCCAGGAACAGUGUCGAGCCUGAGGCCAAUUUGAUAUCAUGGCUCAAAUGUGGAAUUACAUCUUAAGGUCUGUAGGUUACUUUUUGGCCAAUAUUUCAUGCUGAUCUGGUGUAGCCAGCAGAUAUCCAAGUCAAGACGUACUCUUCCAUGUGCAAGUCAUUUCAGCUAACCCAUAUAAAUGCAGAUACAUGAGGUGACCCUAAGCUGUAAACUACUACAGCAAUUCAGACUGAAAAUGCAGCUGUAGUCCUCAAGUGAUGAAACUACAAACUUUUUACCGCCUUUCAAGCCUACAGGUAGUCCGCAUUUGAUACACAAAAUAUAAAUACUUACAACAGUAAGUAUAAAUGCAACAACAUUAGAAUACAAAGCCUUUAAUGUACAGAGACUCGCUAUUUGAGCUAUAAAUACAUUUUAAUAAAGUCUUUAUAUGGUUAAUGUAAUAUUCAGAUAAGGUGAUUGUGGACUUAAGGGCAAAUGAUGAAGGUCAGGGUGUAUAUCUAAGUGGGUGGAAAUUUGUUUUUAUAUUUUAUAUAGGCCUUGUGUUAAGAUUGUUUCAUUAACUGCUGUUUUUAGCCUUAAAUCUCAACCUUUGAGCCAACAUGGACGACAAAUGAGCUGCUGAGGAAGAUCAUGCACUACAGUCAGAAAGCUCCAGAACCCUUUGGUGAGACUGUUGUGACAAGUGCGAACAAAAAAAAAACAACUUAAGUUACAUAUUUAAAAAGAAAGGAACAGUUGCAGAAAAGACCUUAAGUUUUUACCUUAAGUGUAGGCUCAAUUUCUCCUUAGCUAAGGGACGUCCACAGUUGCACAGAAUCCCUUUAAAGGUUUCCUUAGUUAAGGAAAAAUGUUAGAUCAUUUACUGCAUUGAAAGAUAUUUUACAGCGGUACAAGUUUCCUUGGAGAUUGUUUGUUUGCUUGGACUCGUACUGGUGAUGCCUGUUAUCGUCUCACAAAGUUGGCUCAUCGUUAGAUAGAGAAAAAAUGGCAGAACAAAAGAAGACAAGGAAACCAUAUUGGUCAGAGGAGGACAAGAUUAAACUUCUGGAGGAAUACAAUCAUAGAAAGCACAAACCACAAAGUAAAUUUGAUCCCAAAUACCAGAAAACAGAAAAGGAAAGUAUAAAGAAGCAACAAAAAUUAAUUCAGUCAAAUCUUAAGUGUAAAAUCAAAAGGGAACUACUGGGCUCUCCUGGUCGCAGAACACUCUGGGUGUGUUCGCCUUUUUCAUUUACUACCAUAAACUCAGUCCUGUUGCAUUUAAGAGAGUUAGGGGUACCUUAAGUAUUUUUUUUUUUUUUUACCUUGCUUUGGUUGCUAAGGUUUUUUUGUGCAAUGGUCUAGGGAUUCCUUAAGUAUAAGACCAAGACAAGGUGAAAACCAUAAAUACUUUAGUGAGCAUUUUAAGGAAACCUUAAGAAAAAGACUUAAGGAUUUUUUUUGUAACCUAGCAACAGGGUCAACCACCACAAAGUUUCUGUCCCUUCCUUGCUCAGAGUUGCUCUGACAACUUCCAUAAAUCACUCCUAAGCUAGGACUACUUACUAAGUUUGGAGCUCUGAGAGGAUUAUGAGAAUGUUUGUGAAUACGGCCCCGGGACUUUAAGGAAAAUCUUAACUUAAGGUGUUUUGUGCAAACCGAUCUCUACAGUUUAUCCUUGUCUAAAGGCCCUGACACACCAAGCCGACGGUCGGCUGUUGACCAAAGUCGGGCUGUCGGUGAGCGUCUGUCAGCCUAGUUUUUGCGGUGUGUCCCACAUCGUCGGCACUUUGGACAAUUGAGCAUGUUGAAUUGCCAGCAGAGCUUGUCGGUGAGAGAGCUCACUCUGAUUGGCUGUUCAGGUUUUAUUUCCUCGCCCCUGUAGCGAGUGAAUCUGCCUGUAGUGAAACCGGGGCUAACCGGUGCUUCCUCCUCAGGCUCCACUUCACUCAGCUGCCCCACAGACCCGCUGCUUCUUCCCACUUUAACCUGAAUAACAAACCGGAGCUAGCUGGGAGCAGCUAGCGGAGCGUUAGCCGCAGCAUGACCGGAGGGAAGCACAGCCAGUUAGCCUCCGCUAGUCUCUGAGCUAGCCCCGGCUCUCCGGUUGGAUCCAACCGGAGCACCGAGCCCUGGUUUGUUAUUCAGGUUAAAGUGGGAAGAAGCAGCGGGUUUAUCGGGCAGCUGAGUGAAGUGGAGCCUGAGGAGGAAACACCGGGACCGUCUGGAUGUAAUAGUCCGUGGAGGUGCUGCGGUGCUCGGCUGCACAGAUAGGAAACCCCUCGGCUGACAGGAUGUACCACUCUCUCACUCCGCUCUCUCUCACGCAGGCGCAGAACGUACGUGCUACUUGGCCGUCGGAUGUAGUCCGUGUAGUGUGUUCAAAUGCAACUGACACAGGGCGACGUGAGGCGACGUAGACGACGCAACAGUUGGCUUUCGUCACCACUAGUUCUUUGAUGUCUGUUUGGUGUGUCUGCACCUUAAGGAGACUUUGACUAUCCCUGAAGUCUUGCUGCCGAGCACUGUAAAUAAACAGAGGUCACAGGGUGAUGACAGCAAUGUUCCUGUUUAUGAGUAAAGUCAGUAAAACAUUAUGUUUUCUUUAUGUUUGUGGUGGUGGAACACUGUUUGUUUAGUAAUUAACAGGAAGUCACGACUCAAAAUCAUUUCAUCAAAACUUUUUACACAAAAAUAAGUGAACUUGUGAUGAACCCUGCUUCUUGUCUUAGAUUUUGUAAAUGACAGAUAUUUUAUAUCUUCGAACGUCUUAUGAACAAAAGAAUUUGCGGAUCUGAUGUAACAGAGACCAACUGUGUUGUAAAUGUUGUUAUGAGGCUUCAUCAAGCAGAUUUUAUAAAAUAUCAAGACGACACCAGUGUCAACAAUUUCAAUAAAGUGACGUUUAAAUGUC